GCUGAUUGUGAGGGACGCUAUGCCGUUGUAAAUAUUGUUGCAAGCGAGACCGGUUGGGUUUUUCUUCUUAACUGCCAACAGAGGUUUUGUUUAAAUCGGAUUGUUACGAUUGGAUAGUUAAGCGCGCGUGUUCUUGUGGCUAUUCCCCUUUAAUCUGAUUUUUUGAGUAUGAGUGGGCCAACACCAAACUAUUUAUGCGCGGACACAGUAAAGAUCCAGGAUUAUACGUUGUUUGACAAAGUUAAUGAAAUCCAGAACGACCUUCAAUCGGCUGUAUCUGAACUUCGCGGCGUGAAGGAUGCUGUUGAGAUGCUCACUAAGGCUGUUGGGACGCUUACGGAGUUCGUUGAACAGACGACACAGGUGGAGCCCGAGAUACACGAUAAAAUGGAUGAUUAUUUCCCUAUAAAGUCCGACGAGGAGCUUUUGGAAAUUGACGAAAAAAUAAACCAGGGGCGUGGUGACAGAUAUAUAAAGCAUAUGGUACGGCUCUUGAGCCAGGAAAAGAUGAGUCGAUCAAUACGAAACAUAUUUUCGGAGGAUAUAAUUUUAAAUUACAAUUUGGAGGGAGCCCAACAUAAGAAAAGGCUUAAAUCUUUUGAGCAUUUUGUUCGCGCGCUUUUGCAUGCCAUUGGUCAGGUAGACCCUUCAGAAUCCGCUGAGAGAGCGUUGUCGAAGGCAAUGAGAUGCGUUAAAACUCUUCACGCAGGCAAAAGGAAAUCCGAAGGGCCGGCCGUAGAGGUAAAGGUCAAGGUUAAAACGUCACGAAAAUUGGAAAUAUUCGAAUAUUUCCCUAUAAAAUCAGAUGAUGAGCUAUCGGAGAUAGAUGAAAGAAUAAACAAGGGGAAUUGCGAUAGAUAUAUAGAGCAUAUGGUACUGCUUUUGAGCCGACAAAAGAUGAGUCGAUCAAUACGAAACAUAUUCUCGGAAGCGCUCAUUCUUAAUUAUAAUUUAGACGGAUCCCAAAGUAAAAAAAAGCUUAACGUUUUUGAAAAUUUUCUUCCAGCGCUAUUGAAUGCCGUCGGUAAGGUAGAGCCUACUGUUCCGUCUAAAAAAGCGUUGACUAAGGCAAUGAGAUGCGUUAAGAACCUUCAUUCAUCCCGAAAGAAUAAAACAAAUCAAAGUUGAAUAAAACUUUGCACAACAAUUUAGACAAGACAAGCUUAACUUUAGGAAAAACUCAUUGGACAGGGAGCUAACCCUAAAUGAAAUAUAAGAAUAUAAUUAAACAAUCUGUACUCGUACAUUUGACCAUUUAAAAAAUAAACCAAGAGAGAUACCUGUUACUCAACAAGUAGCAAAGCGUCUGUUCCCAAGAUUA
Messenger RNA from Drosophila subpulchrella, 1321 nucleotides. RefSeq lists its product as uncharacterized. Lineage: Eukaryota; Metazoa; Arthropoda; Insecta; Diptera; Drosophilidae. Bases 169 to 1128 code for a protein of 319 amino acids. The record is from RefSeq and is a predicted model, not a curated record. The transcript has 8 exons.